AUGGACAGUAUAAGUCAUAUGCCUGAUGAGCUUCUCUUAAAAAUAUUGUCAUUAAGUCCUACUGCUAAGGAUGUUGUGUCCACAAUGGUUUUGUCAAAACGUUGGAAGUUUCUUUGGAUGUUAAUGCCAAAACUCGUAUUCGAUGAUGGCUAUCUGAACCCCGAGCAUGAAAGAUUUUCGCGGUUUGUAGAGAGAUCUUUGUUUCUGCACAAGGCUCCAGUUAUAGAAACUUUGCAUUUCAAAAUUGGUAAGAUAUGUGGUACUGGAGAUACUGAAGCGUGGAUCAGAGCGGCAGAGAAGCACUGUGUGCAUGAGCUGAUCAUUGAGAUCUAUAAGACUUCUACUCCAGUCACACUUCCAGUGAGUUUGUAUACAUGCUUCAAAAUGCUUAUGACCUUGAAACUACAUAACCCGGUUCUCGUGGAUGUUGAUUUUCCAAUUUCUUUCCCAUCUCUCAAGCAACUGUGUCUUAAAACCGUGAAGCACGGAGGUGAUGCAUUCGUCAAAAAGCUUUUAUCGAGUUGUCCUGUUCUUGAAGACUUGGUUGUGGAGCAAUGUGAAGAUGACAGUGUUGCUAUUAUGAGCGUUAGAGUGCCUUCCUUAAAGAGAUUAGUUUUGCAUAGAUUCGAAACCAAAUUUGCAAUCCAGGCUUCAGGGUUUGUGAUAGAUGCUCCUUCUCUGGAGUUCUUGGACGUUUUUCAUACAAAUGGGUUUUGUGUCAUUGAGACUAAUAUGACUAAGAUUGUGGAAGCAAACAUUGUCACUAAUGUUUGGCAUCCUUGGAAGAAGUUGGGUUCUAUUACUUCAUUCAAGCGCUUGUAUCUGUGCGUACCAUCCUCAAAGGAUGUGUAUCCCGACGGUAGUGUCUUCAACAGUCUUGUACGUUUAACGAUAUGCACAUGCGAGACACAGUGGCUGAACCUACUUAUGCGUGUGCUCAGAGAUUCCCCUAAUUUACGAGCUCUCAAACUUGAUCAGUGUCAUACCCUUCGAGCCAAAGACUCGCGCCCGUGCUGGAACACGUGCUGGAAUGAACAGAGUUCAGUUCCAGAAUGUUUGUUAUCAAGUCUUGAAACUUUCAGGUGGGUAUUUUAUCUAGGAACAGAAGAAGAGAAAGAAGCAGUAGCGUUUAUUUUUAGAAGCUCAAAGUGUUUGAAGAAGGCAACUAUUAAUAUCUCCUCUAAAGCUAUUGAGAGUGACAAGAAACUUGAGGAGAUCAAGGAGUUGUUCUCCUCAUCGAGGCGUUCACCAGACUGUCAGCUUGCAUUCCAGUGA
Eutrema salsugineum is the source of this 1275-nucleotide messenger RNA. RefSeq names its product probable FBD-associated F-box protein At1g32375. Gene Ontology annotation, molecular function: protein binding. The transcript is spliced from 3 exons. Bases 1 to 1275 code for a protein of 424 amino acids. The record is from RefSeq and is a predicted model, not a curated record. Lineage: Eukaryota; Viridiplantae; Streptophyta; Magnoliopsida; Brassicales; Brassicaceae.